Messenger RNA from Cuscuta campestris, 1010 nucleotides. The record is from the annotation of a GenBank genome assembly. Lineage: Eukaryota; Viridiplantae; Streptophyta; Magnoliopsida; Solanales; Convolvulaceae.
UAGGACUCCAUAGUAAAAUUGGCCUGUUCUUGUAGGAGAAGCGGGCAAUCGAGCAGGGAAACACAAGAAGAUAAUCGGGCGAGUUGUCGUUGAAGGGAAAGAGAGAUGUCACUGGUGGAUUACGAAUCUUCAGAUUCCGAUGAAGAAGAAACAGAGCUUCAAGAGGAGCCAUCGCAGGAACAAAAUCAGAAAAAACAAGUGAAAUCAGUCGCCUUACAAACUAAGGUUGCUCCAAGCCAAGACCCACCUGCUCCUCAGCUUCAGAAAAAAGGAGAAGAGCCGUCUUCAAAGAAGCAACCAUUGGAAUCUUCCCACCCGUCACAAUCAUCUGAGUUGAAACUUCCAGAUGCUUCAUUUCUCUUGAAUUCACCUUCAUUGCCAUCUCAUCUUGAACAUUCAUCUGACCAUUCUUUUCGAGUGGCAACGGCAAUGGCCGAAAACGCAAGGAAGAGAGACUUAAAUGGACCAGUAUCAAGCAGCUAUCCACGCAGCAAAGUUCCAAGAGGUUCAUUGCCGCACACAAAGAAUUUUCCUGACACCGGAAGUGGUCUUCUACUCCCACCUCAACUUUCUGGAAGGAGCAAUGUCGUCACAGAAGACAUAAACAAGCUGUUUGUAAGAAAGCAAGACAACUCUUCAGCUUAGUUGAUGUGUGGAAUUGCCAAUUUUCUUUAGAUCUGAUUAACCUUUGUCAGUUUCUGAAACAGGUUGGUCGUUCUGGCCAUAUGUUUGUGAAAAUAAUUUGUUAUUGUUCAUGUUCAUGUGGGUUAACACAGUACAAUUGUGGCAACUGACUUUGCAUUUACAAAGUACUCUGGUGCAUAAUGUUUUUGAGCUAAUGUAGUGUGUGUUAAGUUCCUUAUUGUGCUAACAUAUACGACAUUGAGUUGCGCCUCCUAUUAUGUUGAAUUAUCGACUUUUUAGGAUGUAACAUUGAGGAACUCUAAUGGAGCCAAAAAUUCACUAUUUUUUGGCUUUGGGGUGUGAUAGAAUAAAGCAAAAUGGAUCUC